Molecule: messenger RNA, 1334 nt
Organism: Fomitopsis serialis
Lineage: Eukaryota; Fungi; Basidiomycota; Agaricomycetes; Polyporales; Fomitopsidaceae
Product: Clavaminate synthase-like protein
Exons: 7
Coding region: 103-1200 (365 amino acids)
Molecular function (GO): dioxygenase activity
Source: RefSeq, a predicted model, not a curated record
CCUGCCCUCCGAUAGCACGAAGGAACAUCCGCGCGAUAUAUACUGACAGUAGACUCAGACUGUGCGUCCCGACUGCAGCUAUCACUUUCAGAGUCGCUCAGGAUGUCGUUCAGCAAGCUAGGCAGUGGUCUCCGUGCAUUCGCCCCGGCGUCCCGAUGCUGGCAGUCUCGGGCGCUUGCUACUCUCGCGGAGGACGUCAAGUCCGACACUACCUUUCGGAUCCCUCUCAUCGACUUCAGCAAGUUCCGCGCAGCGACUUCGCUGUCAGAGAAGAGGCGCACCGCGGAUGAGAUUGUGAGCGGCUUCAAGGAGGUCGGCUUCAUUUACCUGGACAAGCAUGGAAUCCCGGACAGCACAGUCAAGCAUACGUUCCAGAAGAGCGCUGAGUUUUUCAAACUCCCUGCAGAAAUGAAAGACAAGCUUGCUUGGGAGGACCCACGCGCCAACCGUGGAUACGUCAAGAUCGGCCGCGAGCGCGUCACACAGUCCGCUGACGCAAAUGAGAUCGCCGAGCUCCGCGCCAAAGCCCCCGACUUCAAGGAGACGAUGGAAAUUGGCCGCGACUGGGAUAAGACAUGGAAGAAUCGCUGGCCGGAGGAACGCGCCGCUCCCGACUUCCGCGAGACCAUGCUGCAUUUCUUCCAGACUUGCCACGACUUGCACUCCCUCGUCAUGCGCGCGAUUGCGAUCGGUCUCGACUUGGAAGAGACGUUCUUCGAUGACAAGAUCCACGAGCAGUAUCAUAAUCUCCGACUGCUGAGCUACCCGCCUAUCAGGAGGCAUCUACUUGAGCAGGACGGGCAGGCACGCGCUGGUGCCCAUUCUGACUAUGGCACCCUGACACUUCUCUUCCAAGACUCGGUUGGCGGCUUGGAGGUACAGAAUCCGCAUACCAAGCAAUACCAGCCCGCGACACCUAUCCCCGGCACCAUCGUCAUCAACGCCGGUGACCUUCUCGCGCGCUGGAGCAACGACGUCCUCCGCUCGACGCUCCACCGCGUCGUCGCGCCGCCUGCCAAAAAGAUCAGCGAGACCGAGUCCAUCACGCCCGCCCGGCAGUCCAUCGCCUUCUUCUGCAACCCGAACCAGGGCGCGCGCAUCGAGUGCCUGCCGACGUGCACAGCGGCCGGCAAGGCGAAGUACUCGCCCGUGACGACGGAGCAGUACAUCGUGCGCAGGUUGUCGGAGACGUAUACUUGAGUUGAGGGCGGGGCCGAGGUGUAGUGAUGCUUGCUUGUGUAUGCCAGUGGGAAUGCUGUAUCUGUACGGGUUGUUCUUUCUUAGGAGAUCAUUGUGGGUUUGCGAAUGUGACGCCGAUGGCAACUUAUUCAGCG